AUGAGAAACAAGUUGAAACUUGCAUUCGUGGCCAGUGAUUCUCAAAGGAAGAUAACCUACAACAAGAGAAAAAAGAGUCUAACGAAAAAGAUCGAUGAACUCACUACCCUCUGUGGGGUUGAUGCUUGUGUUAUCAUUUUUAGCAAUUUUCAUUUAGACCCGGAGAUCUGGCCUUCCCAAUCGUCGGAGGUCCAAAGGAUUUUAACGAAAUUCAAAACUUAUUCUGAAUUUGAGCAGGGUAAGAAGAAGCUGAGCCACGAGAGCUAUUUGAUGAAGAGGAUAACCAAGUCCAGAGAGCAAUUGGCGAAAUUGGAGAAGAACAAUGGAGAAUUGCAGAAGUCGUUGAUCUUGUAUCAAUGUCUUGCCAAUGAAAUUCCAGUCGACACUCUGAACUUAGAUGUUUUGAAUGAUGUUGAUUGUGAAAUUAAUCGGAAGUUAGCGGAAAUUGCUUCAAAAGAAAAUGAAGUAGACCCAAAUGCAACCUCUUAG
Trifolium pratense (red clover) is the source of this 489-nucleotide messenger RNA. RefSeq names its product agamous-like MADS-box protein AGL80. Lineage: Eukaryota; Viridiplantae; Streptophyta; Magnoliopsida; Fabales; Fabaceae. Gene Ontology annotation, biological process: positive regulation of transcription by RNA polymerase II. The transcript has a single exon. The record is from RefSeq and is a predicted model, not a curated record. The coding region runs from base 1 to 489 and encodes 162 amino acids. Gene Ontology annotation, molecular function: DNA-binding transcription factor activity, RNA polymerase II-specific; RNA polymerase II cis-regulatory region sequence-specific DNA binding; protein dimerization activity.